Molecule: messenger RNA, 773 nt
Organism: Drosophila virilis
Lineage: Eukaryota; Metazoa; Arthropoda; Insecta; Diptera; Drosophilidae
Source: RefSeq, a predicted model, not a curated record
AACGAUAACGCGAUAACGCGCGCGUGCACGCCGAUCGAAAGGCUGCACAAAGAGGCCGCCAAAACGGGCUUUUAUCCGUAAUAUAUAUGAAAUUAAGGCAUUUCUAUCAACAAAUCAGACAAGUGAAAAUCAAAGCAACCAACAUAAACAACAACAUGUGCGACCCAGCUGCAACGGCCGAUCAGCGUAACGUGGAGAUCAAGGCGCGCAUACCCGGCGGCACAGCUGAGUUUGAACGUCGCCUGGGCAUUGCCCGGCAACUGAGCGGCGCCGCUGGCGAGUUAAUUGUGCAGCGCGAUGUCUUCUUCAAUUCACCAAAGGGCGGUCGGCUGAAGCUGCGCUACUUGGAGGCGCCGGCACGCUCCCAGCUUGUCUACUACGACAGACCCGAUGUGGCCGGGCCCAAGCUUUCCAAAUACAACAAAAUCGAGGUGGAUGAGCCCGCGGUGCUGGAGAAGAUGUUGCGUCAAUCGAACGGUGCACUGGGCGUUUUGGCCAAACGACGCCAGCUUUUUAUAUACGAACAGACGCGCAUUCACAUGGAUGAGGUGCAGGAUUUGGGGCAUUUCAUGGAGUUCGAGGUGUGUCUGCGGCCCGAACAGACGCCCGAACAGGGCCAGGCCAUUGCCGAGCAGCUGAGCCAAACGUUUGGCAUUGCGCCCGCCGAUCUGAUGAUGGGCUCCUACUUCGAUGCGCUGACCAAGGCCGGAGAUUCCUGAAUUGCAGCCAACAUCCAAGUGUACCCAAUAAAUGAUGUCUACAUUUUAUGCAAA